AUGGAAGAAUUACAGUGUAGUCUUCUUGGUUUUUCCUCUACCUCAUUGCCUCUCACAACUAGUGACAGCAUCGGUGGUAUUGCUGGGGGGCAGGGCUCUUCUGUUUUCUCACAACUUCACCCGUCUGAACGGGCCUUAAUUGAAGAGGUCCUUCCUCUUGGGGCCAUGUGUUUUGCCUUGCGUAAGGUCUCAACCGAUAUUGCUGUAGGCCGAACGGAAGGUUUAUAUCCUUCUGCCAUUGGUGCAGCCGUUACAUUGAUACUUCAGCAUUAUGAAGAAGCUGUUCAAAAUGCAAUGACACCUUCUGCUGUGGCUGAACUGCGUCCUACAUACUUUCCGGCAUUUACUUUAUUAUUAGAUAUGGUAAAACAGCAAAAUGAUACGGAUAUUCUAUUAUCUACGAUUCGUACAUUUGUGUCUAAUCGAGAGAUACCGCGAGAAUUUAGGGUUAUUCUUGGAGAAGCUGUAUGGAUGGGAUUACUCUAUACUAUAGGACAUUAUGUUGCCCAUGGUGUUGUCUUACAUGGACGUAAAGAUUUUUUUAUAACUAUGAAAUCCAAAUCAGGAAAAGAAGAACAUACACUACAUAGUGAUUUACUACCUCAUGGUUUAUCAUUAGAUCUUGGUUUAUUGAUUCUAUCUGUAGGAAAGGAACGCCGUGUACUUCUUAGUGAUGUGGAGAAUCAUGGGAAUGAUUAUCUUGAACAACUUGCAAUGGGUACACAAGAUGAAGCAGCAAAUGCUGUUUUUAAAGCUAUUUAUAAUCCAUCCUUAUGUUCUGACGGUAUAUUAUUAGUGGAUGAACUAGAAACACGUAUAGAAGCGGCAAGAGCCCUUUGGUCAAAAAGUUUAUGGUUAAAAGUAGGUGAACAGGCGGCAUUGCAUGAACACCUUGCCGCGAUGCGUGCUAUGUUUUUAUGCCACCGUGGAGAUCUCUGGCACACAUUUGUGGAAACGGCAUUCCCAGGUCUUGUAGAUAAUGCGGUAGUCUCUAGACCAAUGUUAACAGAGGCGGUAAUCACACGAAUAGUGGCAGAUGCUUUUGUACAUGCAUUAGGAGUUUCUGGUUUAGCGGAAUCACCUAUUUAUGAACGUUUUUCUACAUUUGUUGUACUCCCACUUGAUAUGAAUAGUAAUGGUAGUAGUACUGUUAUUAUUGGUAAUAUGCGAUCUAUUGAAGAUACAGCGCGAACCAUUUUAGGUUGUAUGCGAGGAAUGGGUUUACAUUACGUUCUCCCACGUGGACUUCAUUUAGUUAUAUCAGAGAAAGCUUUAGAAUAUUAUCAAAGAAUAUUUUCAUUUCAUAUAGCCAGGCGAUUUUCACUACAUGCUCUUCAUCUUUUUAGACAUCUUUUUUCAGGAGCUUUCGUUACAAAUACUCAGCCAUCUCCAGAGUUGAGACGUACCUUCGCACUUAUGCACUUACUAUUAUUCCUUCACACCACAUUAGGUUAUCAUCUUCAAGUAGAUGUGGUGGUAUUACAAACGUCAGAGGUUGAAAAGGCAUUAGAAAAAUGUAAAAGUGUACAAGAUGCAAAAAGAUGUCUUGAUCGUUAUGUUUGGCAUGUAGCGGAGGGUUCAUUCAUAACAGAAGGCUCUGGUCCAUUAUUAUCCGCCUGUGAGUCCCUCUUUCAAUGUUCGUUAGCUCUCUAUGUGUUGUGUAUUCGAUAUCGACUGACAUCUUGGGCGGUGAAUGGAUCACAGAUCCCUGCAGAAGUCUCUGCAGCCCUAACAGCAUUAGAAACACGUGUUCAUCAAGAUGUGGUCUCUGUUUUCACCGGUCAUCUCUCAGGAUCCGCCACUCGACCAACAGAGCGGGCACUAUGGGCGAGAUUAGACUUUAAUCGUUUUCUCUCCGCCGGAAUGCGCUUUCGCAUACCAACACAGUUUGCUCAACCUGCAGUUGCAAAAGCAAGAUUUUUGGGAUCCUCAGCGGGGCAAACUUCGUCAGCAACACCUGAGGCGAAUGUUUCUCGACGACGUGUCGAUAUUCUGCCACGACCAGCAAUAAGAGCAACAUCUGUGGCGGCAAAAUCAGCACACAAGUGA
This is a messenger RNA of Trypanosoma theileri, 2049 nucleotides long. Its product is annotated as p22 protein precursor. Gene Ontology annotation, cellular component: equatorial microtubule organizing center; gamma-tubulin complex; spindle pole. The transcript has a single exon. The coding region runs from base 1 to 2049 and encodes 682 amino acids. Gene Ontology annotation, molecular function: gamma-tubulin binding; microtubule minus-end binding. Gene Ontology annotation, biological process: spindle assembly; cytoplasmic microtubule organization; microtubule nucleation. The record is from RefSeq and is a predicted model, not a curated record. Lineage: Eukaryota; Euglenozoa; Kinetoplastea; Trypanosomatida; Trypanosomatidae.